This is a messenger RNA of Paramuricea clavata, 585 nucleotides long. Lineage: Eukaryota; Metazoa; Cnidaria; Anthozoa; Malacalcyonacea; Plexauridae. The record is from the annotation of a GenBank genome assembly.
AUGGCCGAUAAAACUGUUGAUGAAAUAGAGUCUGAGUUUCGUGACAGUUUAUUGCAUAAUCACGACCGAGCUUCGCGCGAGGAAUUAAACCAAGAUGCUGAACCGCAGCAACAAUCUAUCAAACGUGUCAGGGUAUUAAUAGAAAAAGGUAAGGAGUAUCGUAAGGACCUAAUGCAAAGAGAACUUACUCGAACCUUUAAACUUUGGCGAAAGGAACUCGAAAAUGCUGAGUCAGCACUUGCAGAUACAUCAGAUAUCUCAAUUUUACAGCAAAGGCGAAAUGCCUUAGAAGCAGGCAUGAGCAGUUUAACCGUAGCUCAUGACAAUUUAGUCAAUCUCUUGAGUACAGCUGAAAUAGACAAAUUGACAAAGCGUUAUGAUGCAUGGUACAUAGAACACAGAGAAAUAUUUAAGGCGCUUAACAGUAAAAUCUUAGAAACCUGUAGCGAACGAGACAAACACAGUUCCAUUAUCUCAGGCCAGUCUUCUGUCGCGAAAAGGGCUGAGAUGUUAACAAAGGCUGCUAGACUAGAGACUGAACUUAAGUUUCUUAAAAUUGAACAAGAGAAGGCAGCAGAAUUUUAA